Molecule: messenger RNA, 360 nt
Organism: Symbiodinium natans
Lineage: Eukaryota; Dinophyceae; Suessiales; Symbiodiniaceae
Source: the annotation of a GenBank genome assembly
AUGUGGCUGUCGAGCUGGCUUGGCGCUGCGUGUCAUGGAGGUUGUUGCACAUCCGGAAGUCCAACCGAGAACCUGGUGCGCGAAGAGAGCGUCGAGGCGGAUGCCGACUUCUGGACUGACCUCCAGGGCUUCUGGUACCUGCGCAGCGACAACCGCUGCGUCGGCGAGAUCGUCGAGAACCGCGUUGUCUGGCACAUCCAAUGGCAACGAUCGGACACGGCGACUACUACUACCUUGCAUGCCAUGUCGUUCGACACACUGAGCUGCACAAUUGACAACGCUUUUUUCACGGGCUUCGUGCUCCGGGACGCACAAACCUCCAUACAAUGGAGUGACGGCGACGUUUGGCUGCGCAAGUAA